AUGUUGCUUCUCUCCCCUCUGUUGCUCCUCGUUUUCCCCGCUGCGCUCCUUGUGGCCGCGCAAGGCGCCGGAGACCUCCAGGGUUUUCCCCUCCCCAUUGGGAGCACAGGCUUUGACCUAGCAGACCCCUGCAUGGUGGUGUCUCCCCCAUGUAUGAGCGAGGCAGAUCGCUACAGCCUGGAGGCCCUGCGGAGCAUCCAUCAGAUGAUGGAUGAUGACCAGGAUGGAGGGAUUGAGGUGGAGGAGAGUGUGGAGUUCAUCAUUGAAGACAUGAAGCAGCAGCAGACCAACAAACACAGCAAUCUGCACAGAGAGGACCAACACAUCACAGUCGAGGAGCUUUGGAGGGGCUGGAAGUCGUCUGAAGUACAUAAUUGGACUCAAGAUGAGGUGCUUUGCUGGCUGAAGGAGUUUGUUGAGUUACCACAGUAUGAGAGAAACUUUAAAGACUUUAAGGUCAACGGAAACACACUCCCCAGGAUUGCAGCUAAUGAGCCUUCGUUCCUGAGUGGCCAGCUGAAGGUUCAGGACCAGAGAGACAAACAGAAGCUCAGCAUCAAAGCUCUGGACGUAGUGCUGUUUGGGCCACCUACACGUCCUCCUCAUAAUUACAUGAAGGACCUGCUGCUAAUUGUGUCAGUGGUGAUGGGAGUUGGAGGCUGCUGGUUUGCCCAGGCCCAGAACAAAGCCAGUAAAGUCAACAUUUCCAAGAUGAUGAAAGAUUUGGAAAGUCUUCAGAGGGCUGAACAGAGCCUCAUAGAUCUACAGGAACAACUGGAGCGAGCCCAGGAAGAGAAGCGUAAUGUCGCAGAGGAGAAACAGAAUUUGGAGGAGAAGAUGAGGGAUGAGAUCAUGGGAGCGCAGGAGGAGGCGCACCGUCUGCAUGAGCUGAGGCAGGGAGCUGUCACUGAGCUCAGCCGCCUCCGAUAUGCAGAGGAAGAGCUUGAACAGGUCCGUGGGGCACUGAAGCAGGCGGAGAAGGACAUGCAGGCAAGCUGGAAUGCCUCAGAGGCUCUCCAGCAGUGGCUGCAGCUGACACAUGAGGUAGAGGUCCAGUACUACAAUGUCAAGAAGCAGAGUGCAGAGCUACAGCUUGCCUCUGCUAAGGAAGAGGCUGAGAGAAUUAAGAAGAAGAGGAGUUCUGUGCUGGGGACUCUCCAUGUUGCCCACAGCUCCUCUCUAGACCAGGUUGACCAAAAGAUCCUUGAAGCAAAGAAUGCCUUAUCUGAAGUAACAGCCUGUUUACGGGAGCGCCUCAUUCGCUGGCAGCAGGUUGAGCGCAUCUGCGGCUUCCCCAUCAUCAGGAAUCCUGGUCUAGCAAACCUCACUGCUCAGCUCUACUCAGAACCAGUUGCCGUGGGGUGGCCCCGAGUGCCCCAGCCAUCUUGUUCAUGCCAUAGCUCCUUACACGGAUCUAUAGAGGAUCUGUUAGAAGAGUGUGCUUCUCCAAUUUUACCACAGAUGCCAGUUCCAGUUCCACCACUGAAACGCUCCCCUCGAACGCGGGCAUCCACUGUUUGUAGGCCACGUCGUCCUGGUGUCAUCACUCAGCCACUGGCUUCCAUAAUCUCCCCAGACCCUGACCUCCUCAUCCCCAUCCGAGCUCCAUACCCUUGCUUUGAUGAGGAAGAGGAGCUCUUCCUGAAAACUCUAAAGAAUAAAGACUCCCAAGAGAUGUGCUCAGACACAGAUUAUAUGACUUCACCUUCACUCAGCAAAAUGUUCCGUAGUCCCACUAUUGAUACUUCCUCUCAAAAGCUCUAUCAUGAUGAAACUGAAGUGCUUGCAGACAGCUCCAUUACAAAGCCUUUAAGCAAAGAAGUAGAAGCUGUUGUUGAUUCUCCAGUUCACAAAAUUUCUAUAGAAGAGCUUGAAGCUUCUGUAGACAUUGCCUGCAGGCAGAUGGCAAAAGACAAAGUGCUAGAUACUUCUUUGGAGACCCCUUCUUUGAAGAUGUCCAAAGAGUCUUUGAUAGAGGCUCCAUCAAGGAAGACAUCAAGAGACAGGAAUGAAGUUCCCAUGGAUGAUACAGUUAGAAAGGAGUUUUCCUGUGAGUUGGAUGCAGAAUUUCCAUCCAGGAAAGUAGAGAGAGAUACGAUAGGGGAUUUGAAGGACACUGCUUCAAGAAAUAUAUACAAAGAAAGAAGUGACUUACCACUCGAUUUGAGAAAGAUUUUUUGGAAUGAAUUAGAAGCAUCAACAGAUCAGCAGGCACAAAGGAAGAUAUCAAAAGAUGUGAUGGAAUCUUCAGUGGACAGCACCUCAUGGAAGAUCCUACGAGAUGAUGCUGAGCAUUCAUUUGACUCAGUAUCCAGAAAAAUUACAAGAGAUUCAGUGGGAAUGUCCCUAGACACAGGUUCUAGAAAUCACCCAUGGAAUAAAGGAGAAUACCAGCUUGAUUCCUCUGUGAGGGGAUUAGCAGUGGACAAAAUGGUUGAGAACACUAGAACACCAUCAAGAAGGAUAUCUAGAGACGAGUUGGAGUAUAGUACAGAUACUGCUGCUCUAAUGAUGCUACCCAGAGAGAAAUUUGAUGCACUUCUUGAUACCUCGUCUUCUACAGAGAAUCAAGAGUUUGGUUUAGAACCAACAGCAAACAGGAGGAUACUGAGAGAUGAACUUGAGAUGUCUGCUGGUUCUCUUAGAAGGCGAAUACCAAGAAUGUCAAGAGAUGACAGUUCCAUAGACAAUCCCACAGGAAAAAUCUGGGAUAGAGUUGAUGCAUCAAUGGAAAUACCUAAACAAUUGACACUGAGGGAGGAGUUUGGAGCAUCUGAAUCAAUUUCCUAUCCAGGUCGAAUUGGACAGCCAGACCUUACGGUAACCUCCCAGGUGCCAUAUAAGUCGACAUCAGACCUUUUAACAGUUGGCCCAUUGAGCCAGCUCGUAUAUGACGGAAUCCUUGAGAAGUCCUGCAACUCCAUGGCAACAACCCCAACGAACUUCUCUGCCUCAACACCUAACCUGCCUCAGAGCAGGCUGCUAGCAGAGGUGGGGCGACCGUUGCCACCGCCAAGGGCUGCCUACCAAUCUCCUGCAUUGCACCCUGAGACUGGAGAUGAGAGGAACAAGGAUAAGGAAAAGAGCAAGAAAUCCCUGAAGCUCAAAAAUCUUUUUAAAAAGAAAACUGAGUCAAAUCCAGAGAAGCUUCAAAGUGGUCUUCAGAAACUCUGA
Molecule: messenger RNA, 3174 nt
Organism: Xiphias gladius (swordfish)
Lineage: Eukaryota; Metazoa; Chordata; Actinopteri; Istiophoriformes; Xiphiidae
Gene: stim2a
Product: tromal interaction molecule 2a
Exons: 12
Coding region: 1-3174 (1057 amino acids)
Biological process (GO): store-operated calcium entry; intracellular calcium ion homeostasis; activation of store-operated calcium channel activity
Cellular component (GO): endoplasmic reticulum; plasma membrane
Molecular function (GO): protein binding; calcium ion binding; calcium channel regulator activity
Source: RefSeq, a predicted model, not a curated record